This is a messenger RNA of Solanum dulcamara, 1403 nucleotides long. RefSeq names its product feruloyl CoA ortho-hydroxylase F6H1-3. The transcript has 2 exons. Bases 40 to 1110 code for a protein of 356 amino acids. The record is from RefSeq and is a predicted model, not a curated record. Lineage: Eukaryota; Viridiplantae; Streptophyta; Magnoliopsida; Solanales; Solanaceae.
ACUAACAGUUUUCUCUGACUUUAUUUUAAUUACUCAAAAAUGCCUUCUAUUGAUGUUUCAUAUAUUACUAAUUUUGUAGUAAAUGAAGGGCAUGGAGUAAAGGGUCUUUCAGAAAUUGGCCUUCAAAAAUUACCUAAACAAUAUAUUCAGCCAAUUGAAGAGAGAAUUACAAGUACCACUAUAACUCUUGAUGAUCAAAUUCCAGUAAUUGACAUGUCCAAUUGGGACAUUCACAACAAAUUAAUUUCUGAAAAUAUAUGUAACGCUGCUGAGAAAUGGGGCUUCUUUCAGAUUAUAAAUCACGAUAUUUCUCUUGAAGUUCUUGAAUCUAUUAAAGAGGCAACUUAUAGAUUUUUUAAACAACCCGCGGAGGAGAAGAAUAAGCAUUCCAAGGAAAAUUCAUCGACUAAUAACGUAAGAUAUGGAACAAGUUUUACUCCUAAAGCUGAAAAGGCUUUGGAGUGGAAAGAUUAUUUGAGCCUUUUUUAUGUUUCUGAUGAAGAAGCUGCUGCUCUUUGGCCUUCUACUCUCAGGAAUGAAGCGUUGGAGUUCUUAAGAAAUUCAGAAAUUGUUAUCAAGAAGUUAUUAGAGGCACUUAUGAAAGGACUAAACGUAAAAGAAAUAGACCAAAGUAAAGAAUCACUUCUAAUGGGAUCAAAAAGGAUUAACGUUAAUUACUAUCCAAAAUGUCCUAAUCCCGAAUUAACUGUGGGGGUAGGGCGUCACUCUGACGUCUCAACACUAACGAUUCUUCUUCAAGAUAAUAUCGGAGGACUCUAUGUGAAAAAACUCGAUAAUGACACGUGGAUCCAUGUCCCGCCGAUCCAUGGGGCUUUAGUGAUUAAUAUUGGCGAUGCACUUCAAAUAAUGAGCAAUGGACGAUACAAGAGCAUUGAGCAUCGUGUUAUGGCAAAUGGUAAUAAUAACAGGAUUUCUGUGCCUAUUUUUGUGAACCCCAAGCCUAGUGACGUAAUCGGACCUUUGGCGGAAGUGUUGAAGAGUGGGGAGGAUCCAAUUUACAAAAAAGUCCUUUACUCGGAUUAUGUGAAGCAUUUCUUUAGAAAAGCUCACGAUGGGAAAGACACUAUCGAUUUUGCUAAAAUCAAUUAGAAACUAAUUAAUUGGGUUUGCUGGAAGAAUAAUAAGUGCUUAUAUUAAGCAAAAAAUAAUAAUGUGUGUUUCAUUUUCAUGUAUCUUUCUCAUGACAACUAUAAGUUGUGUAUGGGGUUUUUCAUUUGAGCAUUUUCUAUUCCAGUUUUCUUUAUUUUGUGUUCAAAUAUUUCAGAAGUCAUUAGUUUCGUAAAUUGCACUGAAUUUAGUAUUGUUGUAUGACAUGUCUAUAUAGGCCACCUUUUAUUUUCUUUUUUUGUUGUUGGUAAUACUAGACUUAGUUGCACCAUAAU